Dictyostelium discoideum AX4 is the source of this 825-nucleotide messenger RNA. RefSeq lists its product as hypothetical. The record is from RefSeq and is a predicted model, not a curated record. The coding region runs from base 1 to 825 and encodes 274 amino acids. Lineage: Eukaryota; Evosea; Eumycetozoa; Dictyosteliales; Dictyosteliaceae. The transcript has a single exon.
AUGUUUUUAGUUAGAAAUCAUAAUUUUACAUCAUCAACUAUUAAUAAUAUUUGUUUAAAAAAUAAAAUUUUUGGUGAAUCUUUAACAUCUUUAUCAUCAUUAAAAUUUUAUUCAAAAUCUAUAAGAGAAGAAGGAUCAGUUGAAAGAGAAUGGUGGAAACCAACAGAUAAUCUAUCAGAGGCAUUAGAGAAAUCUAAAGAACAAAAGAAACCAUUAUUUGUUUUUUUAGAAGGUCCAAGUGGUAGUGGAAAACAACAACUUUUAGAAAGAUUUUCAAAUAUUGGUUAUAAAACUAUUCAAAAUUCAUUUUUUAAACAUUCAUUAUCAUCACCACCCACAUCAUCAUUUGAUAAUACAUUAAAUCAAUCAAUUGAAUUAAUUAAAAAUAAUAAUAAUAAUAAUAAUCAAGAUGAAAUUAAAAAUAAUAUUAUAUUUAUUCAUAGAUCUCCAAUUAGUUCAAUUAUAUAUAAUAAUAUUAUUAAUAAUAAUAAUGAUAAUGAAAAAUUAAUUAAAGAAAUCAAAAAAAUUAUUGAAAUUAAUAAUGAAAAUUAUAAUAGUGUUUAUAUUUAUUGUAAAACACCAGUUGAAUUAAUUGAACAAAGAUUAGGUGGAAGAUACCAUUUCUAUGAAGAUAACGAAACUGAAUUAUUAGAGAAAUUAAAUAUUAAAUCACAUCAAGAACCAUCCUAUGAAAUUUAUAAUCUUUUAGAAAAAGAAUCCAUUUUUAAUCAAACUUUAGAUACAACUUCAAUUAAACAAGCUUGUCCAGGUUUAUUAGCUAAUUUUAAUAUUUUUUUCAGUUUUCAAUUUCCCACCAAGAAAUAA